Molecule: messenger RNA, 2146 nt
Organism: Arabidopsis arenosa
Lineage: Eukaryota; Viridiplantae; Streptophyta; Magnoliopsida; Brassicales; Brassicaceae
Source: the annotation of a GenBank genome assembly
GGCCAUGGCGACGAUGGCGACGAUUUCUCAGAUACCUUUCUCUCUCUCCUUCCCUUCUCUCGAAUUUCGGAAACCAUUGUUAUACUAUCAUCGUCAUCAUCAACCUCAACUUUUUGUUUCGUACUUGAAUUACACGAAGAAGAAGCAUAGUUUUGUCUGUUUCGCUUGUUCCAUCAAACAAACCAGAGUUCGUAAGAGAGUGAAGAGCAAUGAGGAGCUUCGGAGUGAGAUUAUGGAGUUCGUUGCUUUAGCUGGGCUUCCUCAAGGUCACGUGCCGUCCAUGAAGGAACUCUCCGCACAUGGAAGAGUUGAUCUUGCCAACAUUGUCAGACGAAGAGGAUACAAAUUCAUCAAGGAACUUGUUGCAAACUCUGACUGUAAUGAGCUAGUCUCUGACAAUAAUACGAACAUGGAAACAGAUGGAAGUGGAGUUUGUUUGGAAGAUUCGUUAACAGAAGGUCAGGGCGAAGAAGCACUGGAUGUGGUUGACGUAAACUUGUCUACUGAACUACCUUCGAGCCGUGAAGUAUACUUAACUGCAACAGAUGGGAGUAUGCCUCUUGAUCAGGAAAAUGAUAGUUUCUCUGAAGAAGUAGUUGUCACAGAUUCAAGUAACGAGGCUGAAGAACAAGGAAGUUUGAGUAAAGAUGAAUCGUCUUUUGCUGGAGUUUCGAGCAUGGAAAACUCCUUUUCUAACUUGGGUGACAGUAAUCAUUCAGGAGAAAUCACAGAAAACAAUUUUAAGGUUGAGAGCGUGGAGCUCAAUAAAAGAGCUGACAUUGAAAACUCAUCUUCUGAAGCUUUAAUAUCUGCAAACUAUUCUCAAGUUUUAGAUGAUACUUCAAGCUGUCCUGAGGCAGAAGCUGGCAAUGUUUUGAUGACAGAGGAUGAGAAGGUCAAUGAUGUAGACAAAGAUUCCUCUCUUGCUUUUGAUCAUUACACCAGUCCUACCUAUAAUCAUUACACUAGUCCAGAUCUCAGUUACACCAAACAUGUCGACAUUGCUACUGGAUCCUCGUAUGAUUUGACCUCAGAGAAUACCAUGGCAAAUGCAGAGAAUUUUCAGAAUCAGCAGAUUGAUGAUAUAGCUGAAAAUCGUUCUGGUAGUGCUGAUGAUAGUUUAGUUGAGUCUGAGGAUAAGGAUUGGAUGUCAGGACUUUCUUCUUCCACUUCAAGCAUAGAAGAAAAAACAACCAGAUUUAUACAGAAUGGAUACUUGGAUACAGUUGAUGAUGAUGAAAAUGGCAUACCUAAUGAAAGCUGUCCUGAAGACACUAAAGAAGGUGUAGAAACAACCAAAGGUGGUGAGUACAUAGGAGACAGUUAUGGUGGUCAGAGAAGUGUCAGUAUGCCACCAAAUGGAAGUGCCUUAGCAUUGGAGGAGGUUACCCAUGCUAAAGAACUUAAUAGCUCUGACAGGAAUAGUGAUCAGAGAGAUGGGAGUGCUGACCUGGACACGGAUUCACAUGAUGAGACCAGGAAACGGGAAAAUCAGGUUGAAAUUGAUCGGCUGAGGUUCAUGCUGCAUCAAAAAGAGCUGGAGUUGUCAAGGCUGAAGGAGCAGAUUGAAAAGGAAAAGCUGUCUCUUUCAGUUCUCCAAAGACAGGCUGAAACAGAGAUCCAAAAGGCCCAAAUGCUUAUCUCAGAGAAGGAAGUUGAAUUGCGAGAAGCUGAGGAAAGUCUUUCAGGAUUGCAAGAGGUUGUGCUUGAAUAUUGCGGAGAUGGUAAUGCUGUGGAAGUGACUGGCAGCUUCAAUGGGUGGCAACACCGAGUGGGAAUGGAACUACAAGCAUCCAAGUCAAUCGGGAAACAGAAAUGUUGGUCGACAUUACUGUGGUUAUAUCCCGGUACAUAUGAGAUAAAGUUCAUCGUGGAUGGGCAAUGGAUAACGGAUCCUCAAAAAGAUUCGGUUACAAGAGGACACAUCACAAACAACAUCCUCAAAGUAGACAGCUGAUGAUCUCUUGCUUUUACUGUUUUUUCAAGUCGAAUUCACUCCAGAUGAUCGGUGUAGGCUUAAACAGGUGAAAGGAGCAGAGCAAAUCAUUUCAAGUCUACGAGGUUUUGCUUUCAUUCUUUAAGGCUUAGGGAUAGACUCUGUACAAAAUUGUAAUUUAAGGUAAAAUAAUACAUUUAUAAGGUUUCA